Molecule: messenger RNA, 2421 nt
Organism: Halteromyces radiatus
Lineage: Eukaryota; Fungi; Mucoromycota; Mucoromycetes; Mucorales; Cunninghamellaceae
Exons: 1
Coding region: 43-2310 (755 amino acids)
Source: RefSeq, a predicted model, not a curated record
UUUCUUCCUUUUUUUUUUUUUCUUUCAUAAUGUUUUUCCAAUAUGCAAAAUUUCUUCGUUUCUUCACAACAGCAAGGUCAAGCUAACAAUGAGGAAGAAGCAUACCAUACUGAAGCAUUAUUUUAUUAUUACUAUUUACAACAACAACAACAACAAUCAGGUUCACUACCAUUACUACUACCAAAUGACAUGAAAGCAGAAGUAGCAACGACAAUUCCAAUACCCACAAUGACAACUUCACAAACUGAAUCUUUUAUACCCACAAUUUUAUCACCAGUUUCUUUACAUUCUUCUAAUAGUCCUUAUAUUAAGCAGCAAUCAUCCUUUCUUUUCGAUAAUAAUAAUCCCUUUCAGCCACCUCAACUUUCACAACAACAACAACAACAACAACAGCAACAAUCUCAAGUUUUUACACCUAAUCAUCUCCUGUCUCUUUCACCACCAACUGCAACAACGACUCAGGUUUUCCCAAAAACGUUGUUUGGAUUGUCAACGCCACCUUUUUUCGAUACACUGGAAAAUGAUCAGGAUUUUGAUCAUUCUACUGGGGACAACGAUGACGAAAUGAUCAACUGUAUACAAUCAAACAACAAUAACAGCAACGAUUAUCCUAACCAUACCAUCAAUCUCGAAGUGAAGUCAUUUUCGGAUCUACAGAAAGCACUUGGAUUAUUAUUAGAAUCUGACAAUCGUUCUAUAGGCCAGCAACAUACGCGACGAAGACGAGGACGACCAAGGCGACGAAAAAAGGAAGAAGAAGAAAAAAAGGCUUUAUUGAUGCAAGAAGAAUGGGAACGACAACAACGGCAACAAAAAGAAAAGCAACUUCCAGCAUCAAUACGUAAUACGGUAGCAUCAACCAUGUUCCUGGAUACUUUGAUGGACAAGGCACAAAAACAUUGGUGUUGUAUUGGAUUCAAGGUGGCUCCUGUUACUUUGGAUGUUAUUAGACAUUGGCAGCAAGCUCCAGUGUCGAUUAUCUACUGUGUGGCUUCGAUUGCUUUGGUGACAUUUAUGGAUCACAAUGCUACUCAAGGUUAUGUUCGAGAUGCAGCCAUGGAAUUUUAUCAACACGCACGACAAAAACUGGACGAUAUUGUCUUUGAUGAUGAAAAAGACGAUAAAUGUAUUUAUGAUGACAUGGAUGACCUGGAUUCUCAUCAACAACAACAACAAGCCAUGACUAUUCAAUCUUAUUUUUGUCUCAGCUAUACAUCCAAUUUACUUCGACUUUAUGAACAACAACGUACGUGGGGUGGUCUAGCGUCUGUUGCAAUACAAUUACGAACCAAGGAUGCUGAAACUGGCUGUCGUCCAAUGGAUCAAGCUAUUCUACUGUGUUGGUGUCGAUGGUACUAUAUAGAUGCGUGGAUGUCAUUAACACUUCAUCGUGAAUGCCUUUUGCCAGAUACUCCUCCUCCUUUUAUUAUGGACACCAUUCAAUCAGCUCGUAUCGAUCUUUACCAUGAACACAAUGAUCUGUAUCAAUUCGCCAUACUGACUCGAUUCAUGCGUCGAUAUAUUCAAAUGAUGCACUCUGGAAAUAUUGAAGAUUCUGUCACUCAAGGUCCUUCUACUGCUUAUCAUGCUAUCACCAAAGAACUCAAACAAUGGUAUGAAGGCGUCCAAACUCAACAACAGCAACAACGAUUGGAUUAUGAAAAUACGAACAACAAUAACAACAACAAUAUCAACAACAGUGCGGUUCAUUUACAUUUAUGUUACAACGCCAUGCGCCUCGUAGUACUCUAUCAAUUUCUUCACCCUGACAGAUUACAAGCGGAUGACUUGACGGUGAUGGAUGGAUUGGAAACCAACCUGGCCUUACUUCAAGCACUUCAACAACUGGCAUCCCAGGGGUGUGAUCAAAGCACGUACCACCAUAUGUUUUUCGCCAUCCACAACACGGCCUCACGGAUCUAUCAAUAUCACACAAGACACCGAACCAGUAAAUGGCAAAAAUUGGCAAGACAACAACUCCAGAUGAAUCUUUUGCUUUUGAAAGGAACACCAGCUUAUGCCAACGAUGUAUUCAAAAUGCGAAUGUAUGCGGAAAAAAUAGAACAACAAUUUAAUCAUAUGGACCUAUAUACACCAAAUUAUUAUCGCUCGACAUUAUCUUCCAUAGAUCAUCAUUUAUCAUCAUCAUCAAUGGAGAAUACAACACAAUCAACCGACACAACUACUAUCCCUACGAUCACGCCUUCACGUCCUGUUCUUCCCGGCAUGCAUGUUUACAAGUUACACACAUCCGCUACGAUCAAGAAACCAAGAAAACAGACUAAACUUAAACAACCCACCAAACGCUGACCAAUGAAAGUAUGAUGGUUUCUAUUGUAGUCAUAGGUACAUUACUUUUUUAUUUAUUUAUAUACUUUAGUUUAGUUUAUCCAUAAUAAAGAAAAAGGAUUCUUCUACUUU